Molecule: messenger RNA, 1065 nt
Organism: Paecilomyces variotii
Lineage: Eukaryota; Fungi; Ascomycota; Eurotiomycetes; Eurotiales; Thermoascaceae
Exons: 5
Coding region: 1-1065 (354 amino acids)
Source: RefSeq, a predicted model, not a curated record
AUGUCGACGACCAGCCCUAUCAUCUUCUACGACAUCGCCAUGAAGGCCCCCCUGGAGAAAAACUGCUGCUCUCCAAACCCGUGGAAAACCCGACUGGCGCUCAAUUUCAAAAAUCUCCCAUACUCGACCUCAUGGGUCCCUUUGCCCGAUAUCGGGAAAGUCCGCAGCAAUCUCAACGUACCAGCCUGUCGCAAAUUCGCCGAUGGCACAGACUUCUUCACCUUACCUAUCAUCGAGGAUCGCACCACUGGUUCGUUGGUCGGCGACUCCUUCGAUAUCGCAGUCUACUUACAGAACACGUAUCCGGACUCGGGAGCGGGCGAUCUUUUCCCGCCUCAAAAGCUCGAGUUCGUCCUGCCGGAGGGUCCUGCAUUACUUGUACCGCUUACAGAGUGUCGCGAAAGUGGGUUUCCAGAAUACGCCAAGUUCAAUGUGAAUGUCGACGCGGCUUUUACUGCACAUGUACAGCUUGGGGUUCAGGGUCUUCCGUUCGAUCCAGCUACUGCUGAGAUCAGUAGGGCGGAAUUCGUCAGGCGCGCGGGUUUCACGUCCUGGGAUGAUUUUGCGCUGGUUGGCGAGGCGCGAGAGAAGACGAAAGAGUCGUUCCGGAAUACGUUGGGUGGUCUGGCUGAGCUAUUCUCAAGGGAUACUAGUGGGCCCUUUCUACUCGGAACAAGGGCUAGUUAUGCGGACUUGAUUGUCGGUGGGUGGCUGCGGAUGAUGAGCGUGACUCUACCGGAGAGUGAAUGGGAGGAGUUGAGAAGUUGGCAUGGAGGUCUUUUUGGGCAAUUGUAUGAUGCGUUACAGAUCACUCAAUACGCAAAUACCCCAGACAAGGAAGAACAGACAAGACCCAGGAACUUCUCAAUGCCGCUAAGCGGUUCUUCAGGAGAUAGAGUGUCUGGUCUAGACCACCCCCUGCAGAAACCUAUCGAUGCAACUAGAGUCGCAGAGAGCGGCAUUACGGCCGAAUCCAAGGUUCACAACGUAAAUCACAUUACUUUUCAGUUAGAAUCCCGAAUUGACUCUCAGAGGUCGAAACCCUCGUUCAAUGAGUUGAUAUGA